Cherax quadricarinatus is the source of this 693-nucleotide messenger RNA. The record is from RefSeq and is a predicted model, not a curated record. Lineage: Eukaryota; Metazoa; Arthropoda; Malacostraca; Decapoda; Parastacidae.
CACAUUAGUUGCACUUGUGUCCUUUUACAUGUCACUACAUUAACCAACUUUCCUUCUCUGCCUGUAGAUCAGCAACAGGACUUGGACAUACCCAGCCUGCGAGUGGACGAUGGCGAACGGCCCAAGAAGAAAGAGAGGACGGUGUCAGGGAGUGGGUUGAUGAGUGGGCACAUGCCCCUCUCCAUGAUGGCUCCCAUACCCACCACCACCUCAGCCAUCACCACAACAUCACACAAGGAGGUCUCCAUGUCACACAUCCAAGGGGUCAAGAAACCUUUACUGCACGCCAACUCCUUCACAGGAGAGAGGCUUCCAAAGUACGGUGUUGACACUCACCACGAAGAAGAACUGGGCAAGAUUUUAGAGGACAUUGAUAAAUGGGGCAUUGACAUCUACAGGAUAUCUGAACUGUCUAAUAGGAAGCCUCUCACUGCUAUAACAUACACAAUUUUCAUGGAACGUGACCUGUUGAAGACAUUCAAAAUUCCGCCCAAAACAUUUGUAGCAUUUAUGAUGACACUGGAGGACCAUUAUUUGAAGGAUGUGCCCUAUCACAACUCUCUGCACGCUGCUGAUGUCACACAGUCCACACACGUCCUCCUUAACUCUCCAGCACUUGAGGUCAGUACUAGUACCCUAGUUCUUGAUGUUAGUACUAAUACCCUUGUUCUUUGUUAGGAAACCUUACUGACA